AGAUAAGGAGGGGCUGGAAGUUAGAACAAACUCAGAAAGUGGGCCUAUUCUAACAGAGAAGGGUUAUGUAAUUUGAGUAGAGGUGGACAAACCAGCUUUCUCUGUGAAAAGACGGCAGACCGACUUCAGCAGCAGCAUGUCUCUCAAUUUCGACAAGAUGGAAUUACCUCCUCGGCCAAAGCUGUUUGACUUCCAUGGAGUCUCAAUGACACACUUUUUCACACAAAACUGGGAAAAUGUCCAAAAUUUUCAGGCCAGACCAGAUGAUAUCCUUAUUGCAACAUAUCCUAAAGCAGGGACCACAUGGGUCUCCCAAAUCCUUGACAUGCUGUAUUUUGGCCAGACGUCUCCAGAGCGUCUGACGACGCUCCCUAUCUACGAGAGAGUGCCUUUUUUGGAGAUGACCAUCCCAAACUUGGUGACAGGGAAAGACCAGGCAGAUGAGCUUCCCACCACCCCUCGACUCAUCAAAACCCACUUUCCUGUGCAGUUUGUGCCAAAGUCCUUUUGGGAGCAGAACUGCCGGAUAAUCUAUGUAGCCCGCAAUGCAAAGGACAACAUGGUGUCCUAUUACCACUUUGACUGCAUGAACCAAGGCCAGCCUGAAGCUGGAGACUGGAACAGCUUCUUCCAGAGAUUCAUGGAUGGAAACAUGGUGUUUGGCCCCUGGUAUGACCACGUGAACGGUUGGUGGAAGAAGAAAGAAACCCAUUCAAACAUCCACUACAUGUUCUAUGAAGAUAUGAUUGAGGACACCGGACGUGAAAUAGACAAACUCUGUGCCUUUAUCGGUUUGUCUCCGUCUGCUGAGGAGAAGGAAAAGAUCACAAGUGGAGUGCAGUUUGACAACAUGAAAAAGAACAAGAUGGCCAACUAUUCCACGCUACCAAUUAUGAAUUUCAAAGUGUCUCCCUUCAUGAGAAAAGGAAAGGUUGGUGACUGGAAGAACUACUUCACUGUGGCUCAGAAUGAACAGUUUGAUGCAGACUACAAGAAAAAGAUGAAGGACCCUACUCUGCAGCUCCGCUGUGUAAUCCGAAUAACACAAUAAUAAAGAGGACAUAACUGAAUAAAUGUGA
Molecule: messenger RNA, 1079 nt
Organism: Girardinichthys multiradiatus
Lineage: Eukaryota; Metazoa; Chordata; Actinopteri; Cyprinodontiformes; Goodeidae
Product: cytosolic sulfotransferase 2-like
Exons: 8
Coding region: 137-1051 (304 amino acids)
Biological process (GO): sulfation
Cellular component (GO): cytoplasm
Molecular function (GO): sulfotransferase activity
Source: RefSeq, a predicted model, not a curated record